This is a messenger RNA of Schistosoma rodhaini, 572 nucleotides long. The record is from the annotation of a GenBank genome assembly. Lineage: Eukaryota; Metazoa; Platyhelminthes; Trematoda; Strigeidida; Schistosomatidae.
AUCUCACCAUUCCUCUCCAACUUUGCCGUUGAUGAAGUUAUGAAAAUAGCCCUGAUGGAUGUAUGUAACGGUGGUAUGGAUCUGUAGCCUGGAGAAAGACUCCUCGACCUUGGGUAUGCGGAUGAUAUUGUCUUACAGUACGACGAUAUCCAAGUUAUGAAAUUCGCAUUUAACUAGUUGGCAAUCACUGUCCUUAAGUAUGGUAUGUGCUUUCAACCUUCUAAGUGCAAAGCACUUUUACAAGACUGGCAGGACCCUGAUCCUGCACUCCUUGUGGGUAGUGAGCGGAUAGGAGUAAUCGAUAAAUUCGUGUAUCUGGAUAGCUGCAUAAGUGCUGGUGGUGAAGUGAGUGAUGAGACCAAUUCAUGUAAAGUAAAAGCCAGAGAUGCUUAUGUCAAUCUGAACCAUCUUUGUCACCUUCGUGAUGUUAGUGUAGCUGUACAAGGUGGAAUCUACAACGCGUCGGAAAGAACAGUUUUGCUCUAUGCUCAUGAAACCUGGUCUCUGCUAGUUGAGGAUGUUAGAUGAUUCUCUGUGUUUGAUCAUCGAUGUCUCCGAAGGAUUGCUGAUAU